This is a messenger RNA of Mesorhabditis belari, 1536 nucleotides long. The record is from the annotation of a GenBank genome assembly. Lineage: Eukaryota; Metazoa; Nematoda; Chromadorea; Rhabditida; Rhabditidae.
AUGGAAGACGAUUUGUUAAGUGAAGCAACCUCAAAACUGUGUUCAAUUCAACUGUUAAAUGCUUUACAUGUAAAGUCAUGCGAUGGGAAAACCGGCAUUUACUUCACAAAGCAUACACCACAACUAAAUGGAAUGUGGGACAUGUUGGUGGCUGGAACGAAUGGAGAUCUCCCAAUGACCAACGAACUCUAUUUUAACUCAAAAGUGCCUGGGAUUUACAUAAACAUUUUGGAUUUGACGGGAAUUCGUGUCAGAGCGUCACUGAAUGAGGAUUGUGUAGCGCCGUGGACAUCUGGAGCUGAAAGAAUGCGUUUGGACAACUUCUUCGGAGCACCAGGUGUUGGGAUUUCUUCAAAACCCAGCCCAACAACGAGACGAGUGAUUUUACAACGAUAUUCGAAACAUCCACGAGGAUUGCCGAUUUCAAAAAAGAUCUUGAGCAUUCCGGACGCUGAAAAGCCGCAUAUGUUUGCUGAAGGGACAAACGCUUUGGUGCUCUAUUUUGUUAAAUCUCCUUUCGAAGUACAAGCUAAAGGAAGCUACAAAAGGAUAUCAGCUGAUUCGAAGCAAGUUUUGAUAGAUCUUAUCGAGAAGAAUCCAAUGCUGAGCACGGAGAGAAUUCAUGAGUUGAUGACGAGAGAACUGGAUGGGCAAAGUGUUCCCGACUUGAAACGGAUCCAAUUCCAACAGAAGAAAUACUUGAAAAGUCUCUUUGUGCAGAAAAAACCAAAACGAAUCGCUGGAAGCCGGAGCAAGCAUUUUGGGAGACGCAACUUGUACCUGAAUCGAAUGUUUCUGACGAGAGGCGAAAAGCGAAUUUGCAUCCGCUGUCCAAAUGUGAGCUAUUCGAGGAAUUCGGGGCGAUGCUAUGAGCACAUUUGGACUCAUUACCUCAUGAGACACUGCGAUGUGCUCGAGGAAUUUCUGAAAGAGGAAAAGAAACGUUUGCAACAAGGAACACCGUCAACGGAGAUCUCGCAACGGAUUCAUCCAAUCGAGGAAAGGGAUCAGCUGUUUCUGGCCAAUCACCAGUCAUCUUCCUUGCAAAUGGACAAUUUCGCAUCUCCGAUCAAUCCAGCUCCAAUUUCUCCAAUGGCUUUUACCAAUUAUCGUCAUAGUUCAAAAAUCGACGUCUUUGAGGAUGCUCCGGAUCAGGAAAACGAUGAACCCAGCUCGAGCUCGCUCUCACACUCGCCACUGAACGCGCUGCUCAUGCAAACGAGUUCGCUGACGAAUCGGAUGGUUCAAUCUCCUCAACCAGGCACUGAAUAUGAAAGUUUCGAGGAGAAAAUCCCUUCCUACUACAUGGAUUUAGCGAGAGGUGUCUCAGUGAAGCAAGCUUUGUCAACUCAUCGAAAAGUGCCGGAGACUGGUCAACUCUUCACUGGCGCUCAGAAACUCGUUCUUGACGGAAUCGUGAAAACGUUAAACGAGCUUCUCCUAAAGUCAGACAAUAAUGGAUUUAAUGGUGAAGAAACGCCAAUCAACGUCCUCCAAUUAUUCCCCGACAUCAAGCCGACCUCCGGAAACGGGUUU